Messenger RNA from Lathyrus sativus (Indian pea), 438 nucleotides. The record is from the annotation of a GenBank genome assembly. Lineage: Eukaryota; Viridiplantae; Streptophyta; Magnoliopsida; Fabales; Fabaceae.
AUGGUUCAUACGAAAAAAAGAAAUCGGUUGAAACAAAAGACUAUGAAUGAUCUUCUGUAUGUGAUGGUAAAUACAAGAUUGACCAAGAAUAAGGCUGAAAGAAAAAAGCGAGAUCUAACAAUUGAUGAUUUCCAAGAUGAUGACGAUUGGUGGUAUGUUGCUGAGGAAGAAAAUGUAGGUGGUAAUCACGUAAACGUGGCUGAUUUAGAUGAAGAUUUGAUGCAAACUGCUGGUGCUAAAUCAACUGCACAUGUAGAUGAAUUUGAUGUCCUUGAAAUUAUAGAAAGUGACAAUGAAGAAGGAAAUACAAAUGAAGGUGAUGGAGAAGAUGAUAAUGAUAAUGAUUAUGAUGGAGAAAAUGAUGAGAUUAAUGAAGAUGAAGAAGUUGACACUAUGGGAAGAAAUCUAAAUUAUCGACGCAUUUGUGAUUUGUACUAG